AUGUCCAACAAGGUUCAUGAAAGGGGCGUGGAGAUGGAAGAAAAAGGUUCUAAAAAGGCAACUAGAAAGAUUCAAGAACUUCCAAAGAAGAUUCUAAAAGAUAUAUGGAAAGUUGGGAAAGACGAUCCAAGAAGAGUGAAACAUGCUUUAAAAGUAGGAGUUUCUUUGACACUUGUCUCCUUACUGUAUCUCCUAGAACCUCUUUUCAAAGGCAUUGGAAGUAAUGCAAUGUGGGCAGUCUUGACUGUUGUGGUCGUUCUUGAGUUCUUUGCCGGUGCAACCUUGUGCAAGGGGCUUAAUAGAGGAUUAGGGACACUAAUUGCAGGAUCUUUGGCAUUUUUCAUUGAAUUUGUCGCAAAAGAUUCUGGCAAAAUCUUCCGAGCAGUUUUCAUCGGUGCUUCAGUUUUUAUCAUUGGAGCGGCGAUAACGUAUCUAAGAUUUAUCCCGUACAUAAAAAAGAACUACGAUUAUGGCAUGCUUAUAUUUCUCUUGACGUUUAAUCUAAUAACAGUGUCAAGUUAUAGAGUUGAUGCUGUGAUUAAGAUUGCACACGAGAGAUUCUAUACUAUAGCCAUUGGUGUUGGUGUUUGCCUCUGCAUGACCCUUUUGUUUUUUCCUAUAUGGUCCGGUGAGGACCUCCAUAAGAGUACCGUUGCUAAGCUUCAAGGCCUCUCUUUUUCCAUCGAAGCAUGUGUGAAAGAGUACUUUGAAGAGGAGGAAAAAGACAAGGAGACAUCAGAUUCAUCAGAAGAUAUGAUCUAUGAUGGUUAUAAGACAGUUUUAGAUUCUAAAUCCACCGAUGAAGCACUCGUAAUGUAUGCAAGUUGGGAGCCAAGACAUACAAGACAUUGUCAUAGAUUCCCAUGGCAACAUUAUGUUAAAGUUGGAGCUGUUCUUCGUCAGUUUGGUUACACUGUUGUCGCUCUUCACGGUUGCUUGAAAACCGAAAUUCAGAUUGUAUGUUUGUUACUUUUGAAGACUCCUAGUUCUAUACGUGUACUCUUUAAGGAUCCAUGCGUUAGAUUAGCCGGAGAAAUCUGCAAAGUUUUGACGGAACUCGCCGCAAGCAUUCAAGACCGACGACGCUGUUCGCCGGAGAUUCUCUCAGAGAGUCUCCAAGUGGCAUUACAAGAUCUCAACUCCGCCAUCAAAUCACAACCUAAGCUCUUCUUCGGCUCCGACGACAACGUUUCCCAAAACGGCAAUAGCGGUAGACAUAACCAAAACGUUCCGGUUACGCAACACAUAAAUAAAGACGCAAAUGACGACAUAUCGCAUCAAAAGGAGACUGGAUCACUUCUUGGGCAAAACGGUGACGUUCCAGUUCAAAACACUGGGACGCCACGCGGCGAAAACAGAUCGCGUUUUGGACCAAACAGUGGCGCUUUGCAUCAAAACACUGGAACCCCACGCGGCGAAAGAGGAUCAUCACGUUUUGGACCAGACGGUGCAAGUUCGUUUUCAAGACUGAGGGCUGAUACGUUGGAACGGAGAUCGACGGCGGCGACCGGAGAGCGACGUAUACUGAUGAAACAACUGAGCAGGAUAGUGGUGAUGACGAGUCUUGAAUUCUCGGAGGCGUUACCGUUUGCUGCCUUUGCGUCGCUUCUUGUGGAAAUGGUUGCUAGGCUUGAUAAUGUGAUUGAGGAAGUGGAGGAGCUGGGAACGGUCGCGUGCUUCAAGGAGUACGAUGGCAACGUUGUUGAUCGGACGGAUGUGGAGGUAGUCGAGAAUCCGGCGGAUCUAGUGGUUGGCGUGGAGUGAAAGGAAGGUUAUGACAUGUUUUAGUUUGGACCAAGUCUAUAAUCUCUUUCCUAUGGCUAAGUACUCGAACAGAUGAUCUUAAAGACUCUUUUCAUUUAAAUGACUAGCGAGUACACUUGAGCUAUAGCGACUACGGAUAAUAAUUUAUGUUUAGAUAUAUUAAAAUCGGACCAGUCGAAAUGUGACGUUUUUUUUUUAACCAUCGGGGUUGGCCUGGUGGUGUUGAGAGAGCUUCUGCCUCAAUACGCACCCGGGUUCGAACCGCUGGCCAGGCAAUUGGGGUAUCUAAUUCCCCAUAGUACCAAAUGGUCCGUCUCGCGCCGAGGGGUUGGCCCCUGGGGGUGGAAGUCCCUCCAGGUUAAUCAAAAAAAAAAAAAAAAAAAAAAAGAAAUGUGACGUUUUUGGUUUAGUUUUGGAUGUGAUCCGAUUCUCUUUUUGAGAAUGUUUAUUUUCGGAAUUUGUGACAUGAGGUGGUGAUUUUCAAGGGUUCGCUACUAAAACUUUAUGCGGUGUGUGGGAUUUUGAGAGACAAAUAAGGUAAAACUGGAGACACCUUGGAGUUCACUUGUAAAAAAAAAAGAUCUUUUGCUAUAUUUCGGAUGUCAUUUCUGGCAAGUGAAGUCAUACUUCAUAAAGCAUAAUUAACAGAUAAGAAAAAAGAAAAAGAUAGGGCCCAACCGCUUCGAACCGGUGACCUAUUGAUCUGCAGUCAAUUGCUCUACCACUGAGCUAUGGACCCAAGUUGUUGUAUAUACUUGAAAUCAUAUUAUUUGGGUUAAAGUCACAUUAUUAUUUUCAUUUAUUGGAUGAUAUCACAUUAUAUAUAGGUUAAAAUGUUUUGUUUCAAAAAAAAGUAGGUUAAACUGUCAUAUUUAUCAAUAUAUAUAUGGUCCCCCAUCAUUCUUGUUUAUAAAAAUGUUAUAAUGCAUAAUCAUUAUUAUCUACUUAUCACCUCCAUAAAAGUUUGAAAGGUUAGUGACGUCAAGAAAAAUUGUUCUUUAUAUAGUGUGUGGUCCAACUAAUCAUCAUCGUAACACUGAGAGAUCGUUGGAUACAUAAGACGACAAUAAUACACAGUCCUACUGAAGAAAAAGAAAUUCCACAGAGAAAACAACAUACAUCUUCAAAUACGUACCUAUAAUAUUAAUACAUAUAGUAAAUCCAUAAUAUUAAUUGUAAUAAAACAGAAUAAACAAUCGA
Molecule: messenger RNA, 2964 nt
Organism: Brassica napus (rape)
Lineage: Eukaryota; Viridiplantae; Streptophyta; Magnoliopsida; Brassicales; Brassicaceae
Product: aluminum-activated malate transporter 14-like
Exons: 6
Coding region: 1-1764 (587 amino acids)
Biological process (GO): malate transport
Cellular component (GO): plant-type vacuole membrane
Source: RefSeq, a predicted model, not a curated record